Molecule: messenger RNA, 3813 nt
Organism: Radiomyces spectabilis
Lineage: Eukaryota; Fungi; Mucoromycota; Mucoromycetes; Mucorales; Radiomycetaceae
Exons: 10
Coding region: 1-3813 (1270 amino acids)
Biological process (GO): mRNA catabolic process
Cellular component (GO): P-body; exosome (RNase complex)
Molecular function (GO): 3'-5'-RNA exonuclease activity; RNA binding
Source: RefSeq, a predicted model, not a curated record
AUGGACAACAACCUUGAGACUCUGGAACAACAAACCGCCCCUGAAAGCACACGCGGUCUCUUUGAUACGCCGGAACCCAAGAAUUCCCUGAGAAACAGCCUUGCAGCGGAUAAACGCCGGUCUUUUCAUGUGUUUGGUCCCGGAAUAGAAAGCACAAAGAUAAGACAGCAGGCACCAACGCAGCGCGGCCACCAACGGUCUAGGUCUGCUAUUACUCCGGAUAUGUUAUCCAAUCAGAAUGCUCGUCGGAAUUUUGGAUUGCAAACACUCACGGAAGAAAAUGAUGACAGCCACAAAGCCAGAAGGGAAGAUGCCGAACAGCCUGUGACAGUGGACUCGUUGCACGAUAUCAUCAAUACCUUGAAAUCACUUCCCCCGAUUGUGGCCAAGGAAGACAACCGCAGAAGUAGUAUUCAACGCAAGCCACAAUCCAUGUCGGCACUGAACUUUGGUCCGCAAACCAAACGUUUAUCGUUCAACGCACAACAUGGGGCAGGAAAUGGAAGUGGUGGCGGCGGUGCUGGUGGUGGCAAUAUGCUUCAAAACACCGUCCAUGACCUCCGGAGCAUGGAUGAUAAGAGUGAACGUCGUCGUAGCCUCCGAGCUCGCAGUAUUGGCGACUUUGAUGACGAAGGUUACAUGUCUCGUGAGGCCGCUUUGGCGGAAGCUGAGGCCAAAUUGAUGGGAACGUACAGAAAAGAGACACCAAACUCAGAUGAUGCGAUGGAUAAGGCUUCCAGACGUCAUUCAUCCUCCAGAUUUCAAACCCUGGGUUACGAAGAUGAGAUCCGCCGCCCCACCAGUCGUCGAUUCUCGGAUGCUACUGGAAGUUUCGAUGUGACCCACAUCCUCCCACCUCAGCCGAGCAAAAGUACAAGCAAACGCAUGUCGUUGCAGUUGCCCACAUUAUCGGAAAACAGCAAUGAAUCCACCGCGUCAAGAACAGGUCGACGAAUUCAGUUCAAUAAGCCUUUGGACCUUUCCGGUAGUGAAGACCGACGUCAGCAAAAUCGACGCUCCUCUCGCAACUUUGACUAUGAUUGGCGUGCCAGUGCUUCCCCUAUUCAUCAAUCAUUUUCUUCCAAUCGCUCAUCCACAAUCAGCAAUCGCUCUUCGUUCAAUCUUGUUCCUUUUACUCCGACUCGGGUCAAUUUUGCACGCGACGAUGCUAACCCCCAUCAGCGUCGCCACUUGUUCAUUGCUCACUUGCCAUUAUCGGCCUUGCCGCCUUUGCUUCGUUCUCGCCAGCUACUGAGAGGCACAUUGCGCGUCAACAAACGUAACCGUAGCGAUGCUUAUGUCUCUUGCGACGAGCUGGAUGCCGAUAUUUACGUGUGUGGAUCGCGUGAUCGAAACCGAGCUUUGGAGGGUGAUGUGGUCGUUAUUCGUUUAGUCGACGUUGAAAAGGUAUUGCGUGAAAAGAGAGAGAAAGAAGAAGCCAAACUGGCCCGAAAUGGCGGCCAAGUUCGUGUCCGUCUUCCGGAUGAAGAGGAUGAGAAUGAAAUCAUUUUCGGUGGCGACGAUGAUAUUGAUGCUGUGAAGCCGAAAUACUGCGGUGUCGUUGUUCAUAUUCUCGAAAGAGCUCAAAAUCAAGUGUUUUCUGGCGCCCUUACACUCAUGCGUCCCAAUAAUAAACGGGCCCAAGAAGAAAAGGCAGCCGACGACACUAACUCUCAGAACGGCAAGAAAGAUCCACCAAGAAUUGUAUGGUUCAAGGCGGCGGACAAACGAGUCCCUCUCAUCGCCAUUCCCAUCGAACAAGCUCCGGCAGGAUUUGUUGAAAAUAAUGAAGCAUAUGCCAACCGAUUGUUUGUGGGUGCUAUUAAGCGCUGGCCCAUUACUUCACUUCAUCCCUUUGGAACAUUGGAACGUGAGCUUGGCCAUAUCAAUGAAUUGUCGGUACAAACCAUGGCCAUCUUGGCCGAUAACAAUGUCACCGAUACCGAAUUCUCGGAGCAAGUGAACGAAUGCUUGCCUACCAUGCCAUUUGAAGUAGGCGAAACCGUCAGUGACGAUCGUCGUAACCUGAUCAACGUUCGCACCUUUACUCUGGAUCCCGCCGGCUCAAAUGUGCUUGAUGACGCUAUCUCUGUGCAGCAGUUGGGAGAUGAUACUUAUGAGAUUGGCGUCCAUAUCAGCGAUGUCGCUUACUUUAUCAAACCCCACUCCGCCUUGGACAAGGAAGCACGUGCGAGAGCCGUUCGCGUUGAUUUGCUUCACAAAGCAGUCCCAAUGUUACCCACAUCGCUUACCGAACAAGUGACCAAUUUGGUGCCUGGCAAAUCAAAGUUUGCUUUCUCCGUUAUUUGGAAGAUGAACUCGGAAGGCAAAAUUCUGGAUACGUGGUUUGGCAAGACGAUCAUACGGUCUUGUGCCCAGUUGACAUACGAUGAUGCUCAGAAGGUGGUGGAGGGCGGCAACCUGAGCCAUGCCAUCAAGGUGGAGGAGCAGCGAAUUGGCGUAGAAAAAGAUAUCCGUACGCUUCAUGCUAUUGCCAACCAAUUGUAUGAAACCCGUCGAGGCGAUGAUACCAUGUUCGAAAUGAGAGAUGAGUUGGAGUAUACCUUUGAUGAGCAUGAUCAGGAGAUACCUACCGGUGUUGCCAUUCACAAGAAGAAGGAAGGCGCUCGAGUGAUCAAGGAGUUUUUGCUGUUGGCCAAUUUGAGUGUUGCUCAAAAGGUGUCCAGCAGUUUCCCCGAACAGGCCUUGCUGCGUCGUCAGGCACCACCUUUAUCUCGAAAAAUUGUGGAACUCCAGGAUUACGUUUCGCGUUAUCUUGGUGUGGGUAUGGAUGUUUCCAGCGCGGGCGGAAUUCAACGAUCCAUUGACCGUAUCGACGAUCCCAUGCUCAAAAGAAUGGUGUCUAUUAUUGUCUUGAAGACUUUGCAACCACCGAAAUACUUUUGCACUGGCACCUUGGACAUUCUCAAGUAUUCCCACUAUGCAUUGGGAGCGCCGCUUUUCACUCACUUCACGGCCCCCAGUCGUCGAUUCUCCGAUAUCAUCGUGCAUCGCCAAUUGGAUGCUGUUUUGUCCGGAGAGAAACGGUUUUACUUGGAUCGUGACACUGUGCAAAAACUUGCUCAGCAUUGUAAUGUCAAGAAAGAAGCUGCUCUGAAUGCACGUCAUCAAAGCAAUAUGUUGUUCCUUUCGUUGCACUUGAACAAGCUGAUCAACCAAAGCUCGAACAAGGUCGCUUACUACGAAGGUAUUGUUGUCGCUACGUUUGACCAGUUCUUUGACAUCAUGGUGCCUGAGAUCAAUAUGGAGAAACGCAUCCAUUUGGCCAAUCUGCCCGUGUGGCGUCACGAUUUUGAUGAGCGUUCACGAGCAUUGACCAUGUUCUGGAAGAAGGAGGUGGUGACUACCGGUGUUCAGCAUACUUACAGUAUGUCGGAUGAUGAAUACGAUGAUUAUGAUGAAGACGCCUUACUGUCUGAAAUGCAAGCGGACGUGAAGACGCCUUCGACUGCAUCGCCUACCUCUUCGGUUACCGGAGCUUCCGUUGAACAUAUUGUCACUGACCUUUCAGUGCAACAACAACAGCAGGAGCAGCAACGACAGCAACAGCCAUUAUCGCAGUAUCAAGACACUGUUCGUUCGCCGUCUCCCACGGCUACCUUGUCGACGCCAUCCAAAGCGAACAAGCGACGAUCCAUUAUUAGCGUGCGCUUAUCCAAGAGUUCGGGAUAUAACUUUGAACAGGCAUCACAGACCAUCAAGGCGAUGGAUAAAAUCCGAGUCAUCGUUACUGUGGAAACUGUAAGAACACCACCGUUGAUCCGUGUUUUGGCCGCCAAUCCAUUCGCCUAA